Molecule: messenger RNA, 993 nt
Organism: Penicillium salamii
Lineage: Eukaryota; Fungi; Ascomycota; Eurotiomycetes; Eurotiales; Aspergillaceae
Source: the annotation of a GenBank genome assembly
AUGGAAUCUUCCAUGGGCCAACACGGGGCCUUCCAGCCCGCACCCACGGCACAAUCCCAAAACAAACCGGGGUUGGAGUCUAUAAUGACAAAACCCAGUGAAUCAACAAAGCUAGAGGGCUCGGGCGGUUUUUAUGAGUAUACUGGCUCUGGAAAAUUGAAGGACAAGAAGGCUCUCAUCACCGGUGGAGACUCCGGAAUUGGGCGAUCUGUGGCGAUCCUAAUGGCCAGAGAGGGUGCGGAUAUCACUAUCGUUUAUUUGCCAUCAGAGCAGCCAGAUGCAGAGGCGACUAAGGCUUCGGUGGAGGGAGAAAAUAGGACAUGCCUUCUCGUCCCGGGUGAUUUACGGGAUCGCAACCUAUGUCGCCACGCGGUGGAAGAACAUGUAAAGAAACACGGCACACUCAAUAUACUUGUGAAUAAUGCAUCAAAGCAGUACAUGUGUAAGGUUUUUGAAGACAUCGAUCUGGAUAAGACCGAAGACAUAUUCAGGACCAACAUCGUUCAAAUGAUCGCGAUGGCGAAGUUUGCGCUUCCUCAUAUGAAUCGUGGUGAUUCCAUAAUAAACACGUCUUCUAUCGUGGCUCUACGUGGUUCCGGUACCAUGAUCGAUUAUGCUGCGACCAAAGGAGCCAUUAUAAGCUUUACUAGAGCUUUAGCAACCUACCUGAUCCCCAAGGGCAUCCGAGUGAAUGCAGUGGCACCAGGGGCAAUAUACACCCCGAUUCAAGUCGACACUCGAGAUGCCCAACAAAUGGAAGGUUGGGGCCAUAAAGUUGGUCUAGGUCGACCGGGCGAGCCGAGUGAGGUUGCAACAAGCUUCAUUUUCUUGGCUAGUGCAGAUGCUUCUCUGUACUGUGAGUGGUCAAAAUCCCAGGAUGGCGACCAUGCCCCAAUUUUUUUCUUCUUUUCGUUUUCUGACUCAAUUUCUCCAUCUAGACGGGCAAAUACUGUGUUGCUAUCCCCUUGGCGACUAAAAUUUCUUUUUGUCUGA